CGCAAAGCAAAUCAAAGUUCGGCGCAGGGAGCCAAGCCGUUGGGGGGAGGAGAGCACAUUUCGCUCAGCAAUCUCCACUCGAAUCCCUCUCGCCUCUCCUUCCUUACGCUCACCAAUUCGCCAUGCUGCCGUCGCACCUCAACGGCCACUCCCCCCUCGCGCGGCGCCGCCCGCGCCUCUCCGCCGCUUCCCCACCCGCCGCCGCCGGGGAGUCCCCGGCCGCGGGGGCUGGGGCUACGACCGCGGCGGAUUCGCUGGAGGAGCACGACCGCAUCUACUUCCAGUCUUACUCCCACAUCGGCAUCCACGAGGCUAUGAUCAAGGACCGCGUCAGGACUGAUGCUUACCACUCAGCUAUCAUGCACCAUAAGAAAUUUAUCGAGGGGAAGGUUGUGCUGGAUGUGGGGUGUGGGACUGGAAUACUCUCUGUGUUCUGUGCUCGUGCUGGUGCAAAACGGGUGUAUGCUGUCGAAGCUAGUGAAAUUGCUACCCAGGCUUGUGAAAUUGUAAAAGCAAACAACCUAAGUGAUCAGGUUGUGGUCAUCCAUGGACGUGUUGAGGAUGUUGACCUUGAGGAGAAGGUUGAUGUAAUAAUAUCAGAAUGGAUGGGCUAUAUGCUUCUGUAUGAGAGUAUGCUGCCAAGCGUCCUAUUUGCAAGAGAUAAAUGGCUUAAACCUGGGGGUCUUAUUCUCCCGUCUCAUGCUACGCUCUUCAUGGCUCCGAUAACAAAUCCUGAGAGAUAUGAAGGCAGUGUUGAUUUCUGGUGUGAUGUCUAUGGCAUAGACAUGUCUGCUCUUGUGCCACUUGCCAAAAAAUUUACAUCUGAAGAACCCUCCGUUGAAACAAUUGGUGGAGAGAAUGUUAUAAGUUGGCCAUCUGUGGUCAAACACAUCAAUUGCUAUAAUUUUACAGUUGAGGAAUUCAAAUGUAUCACUGCAAAAUACAAAGUUUCGUCAAUGAUGUUAGCUCCCAUUCAUGGCUUUGGUUUCUGGUUUGAGGUGGAGUUCAAUGGGCCCCAAGAGUACUCUCAUAAUGUUCCUUCCAAUUUGAAUCCACUUGAAAUUAUUCAAAAGAAAAGGAAACAAUCAUCUGAAGAUACAGUUCUUCUGUCCACAGCCCCUGAGGAUGAGCCAACCCACUGGCAGCAGACUAUUCUGUACUUCCCUGAUCCUAUAGAGGUGAAGCAGGAUCAAACGGUAGAAGGCUCUGUAACGGUGUCCCAGAGCAAGGAGAACCCACGUUUUCUGAAUAUUCAUCUAGAGUGCUCCACAGGAGGACAUACAUUGGUAAAAGACUGUGCCAUGCGAUGAACUGGUGCUUUUUACUUUUUAGUUACAGUACUGUGGCUAGGUUCCCCCCUGCAAAGAUUCUAUAGCUUGCAAGAGGUCUUCCACUCUUCCUUUCUGCUUCCGCGAGCUGAAUUCUAUCAUCUGCAGCGAGGAGUUCAAGAAUCUGUACUGAUAGUUUAUUUCCCCUCAUUUUCUGAUUUCUUUACUGGAAGCAGAGAAUUUGUAUUAUUAAUGCAUUUUUUUUUGUCCACUGUUAAUGAAGGCGGGGGAUCGCAGGAUUUUAGUUUGUCUUA
This is a messenger RNA of Panicum hallii, 1582 nucleotides long. Its product is annotated as probable protein arginine N-methyltransferase 6.1. Gene Ontology annotation, molecular function: protein-arginine N-methyltransferase activity. NCBI's taxonomy places the organism in Eukaryota, Viridiplantae, Streptophyta, Magnoliopsida, Poales, Poaceae. Bases 123 to 1310 code for a protein of 395 amino acids. The record is from RefSeq and is a predicted model, not a curated record. The transcript has 13 exons. Gene Ontology annotation, biological process: peptidyl-arginine methylation.